This is a messenger RNA of Cadophora gregata, 375 nucleotides long. RefSeq lists its product as uncharacterized. NCBI's taxonomy places the organism in Eukaryota, Fungi, Ascomycota, Leotiomycetes, Helotiales, Ploettnerulaceae. Bases 1 to 375 code for a protein of 124 amino acids. Gene Ontology annotation, biological process: transmembrane transport. Gene Ontology annotation, molecular function: myo-inositol:proton symporter activity. The transcript has a single exon. The record is from RefSeq and is a predicted model, not a curated record. Gene Ontology annotation, cellular component: membrane.
AUGGAAACCUCAGACGUAACACUCUUUCUGUGUUCUUUCCUCGUCACCUAUUUCUUCGCACAAAUGCAAGAAGCCAUGUCGCGCAUCGGUCUCACCCUCGGUUUUUACGGCGGUAUUGCUGUCCUAGGCUGUAUGUAUCAACUUCUAUUUAUGCCCGAAACCAAGAACAAGACACUGGAGGAAAUUGAUAUCCUUUUCAGUCAACCGACUGGACAGUUGGUCAGGGAAAAUUUCAGGAGUGUGGUUGUCACGGGCAAGGACUUCUCGUGUGGAAGGUGGGGGAAGGUUUUGUCGCCCGUCAGCGAGAGCGACAUCUUGAGGAAAGAGAAUGGGCAUAAGAGUCAAUGGAUCCACAAACUCAGCACCAGGAGUUGA